Schistosoma rodhaini is the source of this 3219-nucleotide messenger RNA. The record is from the annotation of a GenBank genome assembly. Lineage: Eukaryota; Metazoa; Platyhelminthes; Trematoda; Strigeidida; Schistosomatidae.
CUGCAUAAUUAGUAUUAUAAGCUUGCUUAAGUUAUGGGAGUAGUACGUUCAGAGAUUUUCUUAUUAGUAGCAGUUUCAAAUUGAAUAAGCGAUGUAAGAAUUAAUUUAUUGUAGAUCAUUUUAAAAUUUCACUCGUGGAUUUUUACGAAUAAAUAUAAUUUUAUUUGCCUUCCUUAUGAAUCACUACAGAUUUUUGCCCAAUACCUUCGAAGAAUCAUACUGCAUUGGUUCCCCGAUGCACCUAACGCACACAUUAGUCAACGAGUGGGACAACUAUGGAGAAAACUAGAUUUAAAAAUGCGUGAUAAAUACAUGGAUGAAGCUUUUCGUUUGCAACAAUUACAUGCCAUAGAAUUUCCUGACUAUAAGUAUAAACCUAAAAAGCGUGCACGUAAUGUAAAUAGCGAUGACAACAAAAUUGAAGCUGAUGAACGUGUUCCCAAGUCAGAAAUUGUCAUACCAAUUAUAUCAAAAUCGAUGACAUCUAAUAAUAACAAUAAUUCCAAAAUGCAUCAUGAGAAUGUUACAUUUCCCGUUGAUCAGAAUUUUUCCACUAGCUUAAACAAUCAAAAUUCUGACGAAAAACAUCCUCAAAACCAAACGCCGAUGAUAAUUGGACAAAACCAAAGCUCUACUGCUAACUCCAUCACUUGCUGCAGAAAUUACUUACAAUCAAAUUCACAGGUAAACAAUAAGUUGAAUAUGGAAUUAUACCAACCAGUAAAAGUAGAUUAUAAUUAUUCCAAUACAACACGUGUUGGCAAUCCAUAUGACAAAAGAGUGUUUAUAUCACCUGCUAUAAAUGACAACUAUAUUUCUAAGGAAAAUGAAGAAGUCGACGAAAAAAUGACAUUAUUAGUUUCUGAUAGCGGGGACAUCGAACAUGUAACUUGUCAGUUGCAUAAAAUCAUACCAUGUCAAACUAUUGACGGAAUAACUGAAUUCCUGAUAUUACCAUCGUCACUAAGCCAGGAAAAUCAAAUUAAGGAAAUUCGAAUCCUGAAUAUGCACUCGCCGACUGUUCAGCAACUUGCAAAUGAACAGCCAAUCAUAUAUCAUACUUUCCUGUGUGAACCUCUCAAGGCGACUGUUAUUAGACAAUCUACAGUAAUCCCAAUUAAAACAAAUUCCUCAAUGUUAAAUGGCAUGCUAUUGGAUACUAAUAUGACUAAUUUAAGUUUUCAGCCAUUUGUUACACAAACAACUGGCAGCACUACAUCAUACUUAUAUCCGAAUUCCUAUAAAAUUGGAUUUAAUCAUGAUAAAGUAAAUCCUUUGUCAGAAAUCAGUCUAGGAAAUAUUCAAUCUCAAUAUGGCAACUUGCCAAGCACCUGUAACCAUAAUUUAAGCUAUCCAAGAGAAAAACUGAGUACAAAAUAUGUUAGAAAGGACAGUCAGUCGUUAAAUUUUAAACAGGGUAUUGGUGAUAAAAGGAAGUCUGCUGCUACGGAUUUAUAUGGUGGUGAUGAAAAAUUCCUGGGUAUGUUAUCCAGUCGUCAUACAAAUACGUCCCUAUUCGUGGAGAGCCUCAAGUCAAAGUGUGAAAACGACAAUGUUGACACAGCACUCAGUUUUAAUGAUAUUGAAACAUGCAAGUCAGGAACUUCUCUUGACGAACUUGAACAGAUCACUUUGUUUUCUUGUGAUAGUAAUAACGAAUUCUUACAGACUAUAGACCCUUUGAAUCUACCGACUGAGAACUCCCCAUUGGCUUUACAGUCUGCAAGUAUAAACAACUGCCAGCAAACAAAACUACCGCCUAAAGACUCAGCCUUACGUACAGAUACCUUCACGCACCCUAACGGCUUGCCAAGUAUUGAAUCAUGGACAUUUGGAGCAUCAAAGUCUUUCCAACCAAGUUGAAAUAUUUAUUUUGGCUUUUCUUAUAGAACUCGUAUUGUUUUUGAUAAAAUACGUAUAUCCUACUUUUAAAAUUGAUUUUCGGAGACAAUUUUCCUUUUAAUACAAAUGAAAAUGAAGACGAAUAUGAAAAUACUUUCUCAAUUAUUUUCCACUUUAUAGUUAUUUUUGAAUGAAAUGAGACCCACUUUGCUUUAUUUUCCUUAUAUGAUUAACUUUUAGUAAAUUAUUGACUGAUAAUUUCGAAUAUUUAUUGCCAUCUGCCAAUUGGUAGACAGACGGAACAUAAUAUGCUGUUUAUAAUAUAAGUUCUUAUUUUAUGAGAACGACUGUUGAUUUACUGAUACGGAAAUGUUUGAUCUUACUUCAGAAGUUCAGGCGAUCACAAUCCUGAUUAGAAUAUCAAGGUAUAGAAGUGGAUUAUUAUUAAAUCAUGAGUAGUAGUUUUACAAAGGUACUUAGUAUAAGUCAACUUGGUGCUAUGGAAAUAGAAUUUUCAAGCCACUACUCUGACAAUAUAUUCAGUCAAGUCCAGUUGCGAAAAUCUGCUGGGUAGUUCAAGAGUUACAAAAUUUAUGGAAUGGUCUUUGUGGUAAGCAAGAUGGUUUGCCGAACUAUAUUAUAGUUCAAAUGAAGUCAAAGUGAGUUUCUUAGAUUAGGAAACGAUGUACACCAGUUAGUAAUGUGAUUGCUUUAUUAGAAUAACAAGAGCAUGGCUUACAUCAGAGCUUCAAUGCUGAUUGGCCAUAUUUAAAACUGUCACAUUAGACGUGAAUUGUUCGCUUGGUGCUAAUACUUUUGUCAAAUGAGUCAUAUAACUUUCGGCAGAACUAAUUUGCAUGCUCGUAGUAUACAACAAAAGAAUUAUGGGCUCUGGAAUGUACGUCCUUCAUGCGUCUAACGGUUCGCUGUGUUGGUCUGUUUACCCUUCCAAUCUUUCGUGUUUGAAGUUCAGUAUUCCCCAAACAUUCAUUACACAGCCUGGCAAAAAGGGUCUCGAGUGUCUGAAUUAUAAAGGAUUGGAAAGCGAAUCGUAAUCAGACCAAUUAUCCAGGACGGAUUCAUGAUCCCCAUACCGAAUUAUCAAAUUGAUAUGAUUAUACUUAGAUAAACGGCCCAAAAAUUGACAGGCUUCGGUAUACGAAGAAAGGUGAGAACUAUCACCCUUAUUACCACAGUUACAAACAUUUAGAUCUAUGAACUGUUCAACUGUCGACCCUAAUACAUGGGGUAGUACUAGAUUAUCAAAAUAGUUAUGUAAUAGGCACUUCACUACAGAAGGCAACAUUUUUAAGAUUUUUCCCCAUCACUACAAAACAAAUAGUAAAAACAUUCUUCUACCAAAAUUAGUUGAUUAUU